Dracunculus medinensis (Guinea worm) is the source of this 1815-nucleotide messenger RNA. NCBI's taxonomy places the organism in Eukaryota, Metazoa, Nematoda, Chromadorea, Rhabditida, Dracunculidae. The record is from the annotation of a GenBank genome assembly.
AUGACACGACACGGUAAAAAUGCAACGGCAUCAGCUGUUUAUUCGUAUUCGGAGAGGAGGAAAGAUGCAACUCAAUCAGGUUAUGGAACUCUUCAUCAGCGCUUAGGUGCUGAUUCUAUCAAAGAAUUUGAUUGUUGCUCGAUUACAUUACAGCCUUGUCGUAAUCCAGUAAUUUCACCAAAUGGUUAUAUAUUCGAUCGAGAAGCAGUUUUAGAAUAUUAUCUUACACAGAAAAAAGAAAAUGCAAAAAAACUGAAAGAAUGGGAGAAACAAUGUAUGAAAGAUGAAGAAGAACGGAAUAAGGAGAAAAGUAUGGUUGAAACCGUAAAAAUAAUGAAAUUCAUGAUCGCAGAGGAGACACCGACACAUCCCGGAGCGAGGUCAUCUCUAGGCGAUUUGACCCCGACGACUUCGGCCGGAGCAACUGCAUCUGGAAGUCAGGUUGGGUUCGAUGUUUACGUAAUUCUUUUUUUUGUAUCUAUUUAUACUCUUCCCUUAUUUUGGGAUCAAACUGUUCGAUGUCCUGUAUCUGGACGACCUCUAAAGAUAAAAGAAUUGCUACCUGUUCAAUUCACAAAAGUUGACGAUGAGGAGGACAAUUCAAAAAAGAUGCGAUAUAUGUGUCCCAUUACGCAUGAUAUUAUAACCAAUACUACUCGAUGUGCUUAUUUAAAAACAAGUCAAGUUGUCGUGACAAUGGACUGUGUUGAUAAAAUUAUCAGAAAAGAUAUGAUUGAUCCAAUUAACGGGAAAUCGCUUAUGGAUACUGAUAUAAUUGAAUUACAGCGUGGUGGAACAGGAUUUGCUUUAACAAAUGAAAAUCCAUCAUCGUUAUUAUUCUCAAUCUUCAGUAUGGCGAAAGUGAUGGAGAAUGAUGGAUUUAAACGACCUGCUCUACCGGUUUCACUCACACAGUCUAUGGGACCAAAACGCCCUCGCUUUGAAGUUGUUCAAAGUGGACAUACAAAAAGUGAGCCAGUGCGAUUAUCUCAGUUACAGGCACCAAUAAUGUUGCUUAGUGGACAUGAAGGUGAAAUUCACACAGCCAAAUUUAGCUCUGAUGGAACUUUCCUUGCAUCAGCUGGAUUCGAUAUGUUUCCAGUUUUGUGGAAUGUUUAUGGUGAUUGCGAAAAUUUUUCAAUUUUGAAAGGUCAUACAGGAGCAAUCAUGGAUCUUCAUUUCAACUCUGAUUCAAGCUUGUUAAUUACUGCUUCAACCGAUAAAACAGCUCGAGUAUGGGAUAUGGAAACAGGGACCUGCAUUCGAAAAGUACAUGACAUAAGGAAAAGAGAUCCAGUUGUAUGUUUUGCGAACAAAUAUCAAGUCACGGCUGUCUGUUUUAAUGAUAAUGCUGAGCAAGUGAUAAGUGGAGGCAUCGAUAAUGAUUUGAAAGUCUGGGAUUUGAGACGUAAUGAUUUGGCAUAUGUUAUGCGUGGACAUACCGACACCGUAACAGCCCUCGCUCUUAGCCCUCAGGGCACUCAUGUUCUUUCCAAUUCCAUGGACUGUACAGCGAAAAUGUGGGAUAUUCGUGUAUAUUCUCCAGAAGUACGUUGUGUCAAAUCUUUUGGAGGUCAUCAGCACAACUUCGAAAAGAAUUUGUUGAAAUGUGCUUGGUCACCAGAUAAUAAUUAUAUAACCUGUGGUUCGAGUGAUCGAUAUGUUUAUGCCUGGGAAGUAUCUUCCCGAAGAAUAGUUUAUAAACUACCUGGUCAUCAAGGUUCUGUUAAUGCGACUGAUUUCCAUCCAAAAGAACCUAUAUUAUUAUCCGCAUCUAGUGAUAAAAAAAUAUUUCUGGGAGAAGUGGAGCUUUAA